Molecule: messenger RNA, 2920 nt
Organism: Sphaeroforma arctica JP610
Lineage: Eukaryota; Ichthyosporea; Ichthyophonida
Exons: 13
Coding region: 216-2885 (889 amino acids)
Biological process (GO): intracellular protein localization
Cellular component (GO): plasma membrane
Source: RefSeq, a predicted model, not a curated record
ACAUACAGAAACACUAUCCAUAUGUUAAAUACCUUUAUUUGGAUACGUAAGUAUACCAAAAGCAUCAGAGGUAGAGUGGUAUGGUCGUGGCUCUCGGUGUCGGGUUGAUUAAAUUCGCAAUCUAAUGCCGAUAGAGACAUCAUCGCAAUAUGAAAUGUUUUGUUAAUAUCGGAAUGCAGAGUGAAAGGUAAAGUACCUAUCGGCCGACAGCAGAAAUGUGGAGUUCCAACGAAAAAGACGAGACUGAUGAGCGGCUUCGUGAGCUCCUUGCCAGGCGUGAGAAACGAAGAGAGCGCCGACCACUCGCUGCCUCGGCCGUGACAACAGUCAACACACCACACACACUCAGUGUCACGUCACUGCAUCAGUCACAGCCACACAUCGACACACAUACACCCCACUCAACGGGAAGUGGGGUGCUACAUACACACAGGCAUGUGUCUGUGUCUGACUCGAGCCUGUCCACGACAGGCACUACCACCACCCCACCACCACCGCCACGGUGUGGAAGCCAUCCUGCGACUACCAUAGAGCCACGGGAUGAACACAUCGAUUCACAGCCACACGCACGAACACCCACACUGACCCCAUGCCACGAACAAGACCAGGACCAAGGCAAAGGCAAAGGCAAAAGCAAAGUGCAAGUGAAUUCGAGGCCGUGUACGCCGCUGCUGCAGAUGCCACGGAAUGCACCACUGUCACAGUCACGUGGACGGUCACGCAUUGCAGGGACACUCGCAGCGACACUGCGCAAUACUCUGGCGCUGAGCUACUUCAUCCAGUAUCUGGAGACACAGAAGUACGCGAUAGUGUUCAUUCGAUUCUGGCUCAACGCGCAAAGCUACGAAGCCUCGAUGAAGGCUCUGAGCAACACAGAGGGGCCUAGCACACGCCCAGGGGGGUCUACAAAUGGGCCGGUAUUCGGUCCAGCAGAUAGGACUAACCGAACUCUCAACCGAGAGCCAGAUGGGGAAGUGUCCAAGGUACGGGUUCUACAGAAUGAUGCCAUGAGUAUAUAUAACGCCUACUUCUCUCUGCAGUCGUCUCAGUCGACCAAGUUCCUGCAGGGGUUGGUGUACCUGAGCGGAUAUGCAGACGAUGUGUUUGCCGCAAAGACGCAGAGUGGCGGUACAGCGGGAGAAAUGGGAGAGGGUGGACAGACCGAUGUACGGGACAAAGAGGAUGGCGGGCACCUAGUUGGGAAACAGGACCGGACAGGGCAGGACAGAACAGGGCAGGACAGGUUGGGGAGAAAAAGUGAGGAGUCCAAAACGGGUGAAAAAGUGAUGCAAGAUAGGACAGGUGCACAACGGACGGAGAGUACGGAUGAGAGUGUAUCAGGAGACUGGGUCAAGGUUGAGGUGCAACAACGAAAGCCACGCACACAGGACAUCUCUGCCCUGAGACACCGCAAUAAAGACAAAUUCACAGACAAAGUCAAAGUCAAAGCCAAAGACAAAGCCAAAGACAAAGACAAAGACGCAGGCGGAAGGUCAGACAGCGAUGACGGACGCGUAUCCAGAGCAUCUGCAACAAACCACACCCCGGCCAAUGCGUCAGGGACGCACUACACACGGGGGAAAGUACAUCGGCGGAGGUCUUCGGCUAGUACGAAUGCGGCGAACAGUAUCAGGAAAGAAGUCGAGGAUAACAUCUCGCAACCUACAGGGCCGGAUAGAACCUGCUUCAAACACUCCAAGGAGCUGUGCUUCCGUACGUUGGACCGAGUAUACUUCAGCAGAUAUCAAUCCAGCCCGUUCUACAGCUCCUAUCUACUCGAGGAGCUAUCCGGUGAAACAUACACCUUAUUAGACCUACUGAACAACGAUCAUCUGCUAACACACUUCACUGCCUACAUGUCAUCGGCUAAGGCGGUGCCGUUUGAGGGGACGGAGCCGAAAGACCUGCUGUCGUUUUGGCUGAGUGCACGCAAUUUCAAAGAUCUGCUGUACCAGCACAAGGUUUGUCUCGAUGCCUCGCGCACCUGUCCAGACGAGGACAGGGCUAAAAUGGCCCGGCAGUUCAGGACCGAUGCGCAGGAGAGUGCGAUGUCUCUGUACGAGCGCUUCCUGUCGUGGCAAGCGUACCGUCCGGUUAAUGUGGGACCGGACGUAAGGACAGAAGUGGAGCUGAGCAUAUCAGGGCAGAACGGGCCCUCGAUGGGGUGCUUCGAGGGCGCACAACGAUAUACGUUCGAGGUGAUGGAGGAGAACUACUUCCAACAGUUUCUGCGCAGCGAUGUGUUUCGUCAGCUGUGCGGCGCCAUGGCCAAAGAGGCCGACAAGCUAUGGCAUGGCAAUCGAGCUGUAGCAACGGUUGGUGAGUGGCAGGUGGUCGACAAGAGGACCGAUGUGGACAGCCUAUUUAUGGAUGGAGAAUUACUCAGGGAUCGGAGGAAACUGGGUGACCGGAUUAAAGAGAUUUUCCCCACGAUGUUCUACCGCCGAUCCUUUGACUCAGAUGCCGAUUGGGACCUGGACGAUGCGGGGAGUAAUAUCGCCGCCGCUCAGGCCGGACGGCUGGCGCAGGUAUCCAGCGAGAGUCUCUCGGACCAGAAAUGGAAGCUGUCCUCGUACGAGCGUGUGCACGCGCCCACCGUAUCACAGUCUCGGCUGACCAUGGGUGUGGUGAAUGAGCUGGGCGUGUUCAAUCGCAUAGCGGAGGGGAUGGGCAACAAGGAAAGUGGGGCGAUCCUGGCGUACGAUGAGGAUGGAGAGUGUGUGAAGAGUACCAAUACACUCGCGACUGGAGUGAAGCGUCUGGUAUUGGGCACGAAGAAAGAAGAGGCUGAACAAUUAGAACGCGACUACGCGCUGAAGUUUGCGCAAGAGAUGAUGCAGGAUGUGAUCAACCAGACUAUGGAGGGAGCCCGACAGGCCCUGUGACCCAAUAAUGAACUAAUUAUUAAAACUAAUUGUUA